Messenger RNA from Mercenaria mercenaria, 2470 nucleotides. Its product is annotated as glycoprotein 3-alpha-L-fucosyltransferase A-like. NCBI's taxonomy places the organism in Eukaryota, Metazoa, Mollusca, Bivalvia, Venerida, Veneridae. Gene Ontology annotation, molecular function: alpha-(1->3)-fucosyltransferase activity. The coding region runs from base 633 to 1895 and encodes 420 amino acids. The transcript is spliced from 4 exons. Gene Ontology annotation, cellular component: membrane. The record is from RefSeq and is a predicted model, not a curated record.
GUUAUCUCUACACUUGACAAACGUCUCUUUACAAUAGUAAAACCAGAUGACAAUUUUCAUCAAUAAAGCUCUUUUACUGGACAAUUCGGAGUAUUCGAACAUUAACAAAUCAUUUGGAAGCAAAGCAUCGAAUGCGUCCAAGCAAAAUAAUAGCAGACUUGGUUUGAUGCAGUCUGUUCACGAGAGGAUAGACGCUUUCAGGCUCUGUCCUUGAAAACUAGAUAUUGGAGAAAAUGAUGAAGAAUGGUAGAGGUUUUUCAUUUCAACAACAAGCGCCUGGAGGAUUGUGACGUGUAUCAUUUUAAAAUAUAGAAAUCAUUUUAACACUUCAGAGACAAAUAUCGUAAACAAGGAAACCAGAAAUGCUUUUACUGGUAUGACAGAAGGGUUAAAUUAUUUUCAAUUACCGCAAUUUCUACAAUCAUGCAUGGUAAAAAACGACUAAAAUUGGCUUCAAAAUUUGCCGCAGAAUAGUUUUCAAUAAUAUAUAAGGCCUGGCUGAAGUUUAAAAGCAAAUUUCAAGUGAAUUUUAGACACGGACACAAGCGUCGAAGCAGUGGUGCACUCAAUAUUGCCUGUGUGCUUGACUUACUGAUGGAACUCUUUGUUACUCGCUGGUAGCAAAAGCCAAUAUGAAAUUUAACAAACUCCAGAAACAGUUUAUUUUUCUUAUAGGAUUGUUUUUGUUUUUAACGCUUGUAUUGAAUAUGAUUCCACUUUACCAUGAGGCGACGAGCAAUUUAUUGAAGUCUGCGACAAUACCGUUAGCUACAGUGAGGACUAAUCAUACGUAUUUUACUAGAAAUGUGGUAAAGAGAGAGAGGAGAGAUAUUUGGAAAGUAGUUCCAGGAGAGGACAGUAUCGUAGAUCAAGUCUCUUUCAAUCCAAAGAUUAAUUCAGAUCUUCCGCCGAUGAAAAUUCUAGUGGAGCAUGGAGUUUCAGGAUGGGGACAACAGGAAGGAAAAACAACUUUUAUAGAACAUGAUUGCAAUGUUAAAAACUGUGAACUUGUGAGUAACCCGAAUCCUAGUGAGAUAUACGAUGCAAGGAUGUUUAAAGAAAUUGACUUAAACAGCUAUUUGGUUAAAAGUAUGUUUAAAGAAACGAUGCGAACUCCGGAACAAGUUUGGAUUAUGUUCGGGCUUGAAAGUCCAGAGGCUUCUCCCAAUUAUGAAGGAUUGGACAAUGUAAUUAAUUGGACUGCGACAUACAGACACCAGUCUACCAUAGUGACCCCUUACGACAAAUGGGUGCCUUUUGAUAGUAUAUCAUCCAGUGUUGCUCAAAAGAACUCAAAGAAUUAUGCAGAAGGUAAAACUAAACUCGGGGCUAUUUUUGUUUCAAAUUGUGGUGCUUCAAACAACAGGUUGGAAUAUAUUAAAGAGCUUAAGAAAUACAUGUCGGUGGAUAUAUUUGGAUACUGUGGAGAUAUGGAAUGUAAUAAAAACCCGCAAAAUUCGUGCUUUGAAAUGCUGCGGAGGGAUUACAAAUUCUACUUUGCCUUCGAAAAUGCCAAUUGUAGAGACUAUAUUACAGAAAAGUUCUUCAUGAACGCCCUACGAAAUGAUGUUCUUCCGGUUGUGAUGGGUGCUCAUCCAGACGACUACAAGCGAGUCGCCCCUCCGGGAUCAUUCAUACAUAUAGAAAACUUCAAAGGUCCCGAGGACCUUGCAAAAUAUCUUUUGAAAGUUGCAGCAGACGAUACCGAGUAUAAUAAAUAUUUCCAAUGGAAAGAAACUGGGACGUUCAUUGACACCAAAUUCUGGUGCCGCAUUUGCUCAAUGCUUUGGGACCCGAACAGACCGAGGUUAUCAGUGUCAAACUUGAACGAGUGGUGGAGAGGGGAGGGUAUUUGCAUUGGCCCAAAAAGAUGGGAUAGUGUUGAUCUAAAGUGAUUCUAGCUUUUUGUUUAUAUACUGCUGCGACACAAUCUUUAAUAAAACUGUGUUAUCAAUAUUUUUGCUCAAAAUAUAAAUUGAUCUUAAACGGAAUAAGAGUGCUUGCUUAUCAUAGUAGUAUUUAUGACCUAUUGUGGAAUAAGAGUGCUUGCUUAUCAUAAUAGUAUUUAUGACCUAUUGUGGAAUAAGAGUGCUUGCUUAUCAUAAUAGUAUUUAUGACCUAUUGUGGAAUAAGAGUGUUUGCUUAUCUUAAUAAUAUUUAUGACCUAUUGUGGAAUAAGAGUGCUUGCUUAUCAUAAUAGUAUCAUAAUAGUAUUUAUGACAUAUUAUGCACAAAUUUCAUAUUUGAAAAUAUGAAUGAUAACUAUACAGUGUAAUAAACAUGAUUUUAACGAUUAUAAACGGUACUGUUUGUAUGUAUAGUAUUUCCAAUCUAAUUGGUUUCAUUUACUUAUCAACUCUGUUAUGUACUAUAACAUCUUUUCAUUUCCUUUUUUAAAUGUUACAGUUCUUACAAGCAUAACUUCUCCAUUAAAUACUGAGUGAUAUUUAAAAUUAUCAUGGAAAUGUUA